AAAACCAGGAGGAAAGAAAAGGCGAAUUGCUAUUGCUAUAAAUAAACGAGCGAUUCAGAAGCAAAUCGUCUUCAGACGGAACGUGGUCCGACGUAGCCGCCGCGUGCAUCUCCGGUCCUCUGCUUCCGCUAUCUGUGGUGUUCGUGAUCGAGUCGUUCCGCAGAAUCGUCGGAGCGAAAAUAAGGGCGAGGUGUACUUACAAAGAGGUUUGCGAAUUGGUCGAGAAGAUGCAUUCGACACACCUGCUUCUCGAAGAACCGAUCAGGAUGUCUUCUAUCCUGGAGCCGUCGAGAUCUAGUUUUUUUCCGGCAAUGACGAAGAUCGUUGGGACGCUUGGGCCUAAGUCGCGAUCUGCGGAGGUGAUAUCUGCCUGCCUCAAAGUUGGAAUGUCUGUGGCGCGCUUUGACUUUUCUUGGGGAGACGUGGAUUAUCACCAGGAAACCUUGGAAAACCUCAAGGCGGCUGUCAAGAGCACCAAAAAGCUGUGCGCGGUAAUGCUGGACACUGUUGGACCUGAGCUGCAGGUUGUUAAUAAAAGUGGGAAUGGUAUUUCGCUGGAAGCAGAAGCAACAGUAGUUCUUACUCCUGACCAAAACAAAGAAGCCUCCUCUGAACUGUUGCCAAUUAAUUUUACUGGGCUAGCUAAGGCAGUUAAAUCAGGAGACACAAUAUUUAUUGGCCAAUACUUAUUCACUGGAAGCGAGACAACUUCAGUUUGGCUGGAGGUAAUUGAGACGCAAGAUGAUGAUGUUGUUUGUGCAAUAAAGAACUCUGCUACUCUAGCAGGGUCUCUAUUUACUUUGCACAUUUCUCAAGUCCAUGUUGAUUUGCCUACACUUUCUGAAGCUGACAAGGAGGUUAUCAGUACUUGGGGAGUUAGAAAUAAAAUUGAUUUCUUGUCACUUUCUUAUACAAGGCAUGCUGAGGAUGUCCGCCAUGCCCGUGAAUUCUUAUCAAAGUUGGGUGAGCUACAACAAACUCAAAUUUUUGCAAAAAUUGAAAACAUUGAGGGAUUAACCCACUUUGAUGAAAUUCUUCAAGAAGCAGAUGGCAUCAUUCUUUCACGUGGAAAUCUUGGAAUUGAUCUUCCACCUGAAAAGGUGUUUUUAUUUCAGAAAGCUGCUUUGUACAAGUGUAAUACAUCUGGAAAACCUGCUGUGGUUACCAGAGUGGUUGAUAGUAUGACCGACAAUCUCAGACCAACUCGUGCUGAGGCAACUGAUGUGGCAAAUGCCGUACUUGAUGGGAGUGAUGCAAUUCUUCUGGGCGCUGAAACUCUUAGAGGAUUAUACCCUGUUGAAACUAUCUCAACAGUCUGCAAAAUAUGCGCAGAGGCGGAGAAAGUUUUCAACCAUGAACUAUAUUUCAAAAAGACCGUAAGAUUCGUUGGAGAACCAAUGACCCAUUUGGAGUCAAUUGCCUCUUCUGCUGUUCGCGCUGCUAUUAAAGUUAAGGCUUCUGUCAUUGUCUGCUUUACUUCAUCUGGAAGAGCUGCUAGGCUAAUUGCAAAAUAUAGGCCCACCAUGCCUGUUAUAUCUGUCGUCAUUCCUCGGCUUAAGACAAACCAAUUAAAAUGGAGCUUCACGGGUGCUUUUGAGGCAAGACAAUCUCUUAUAGUGAGAGGUCUUUUCCCAAUGCUUGCUGACCCCCGACAUCCUGCUGAGUCCACUGGUGCCACAAAUGAAUCAGUUCUGAAGGUUGCCUUGGAAUAUGGCAUUGCAUCUGGUGUGAUCAAGGCACACGAUCGUGUUGUUGUUUGCCAAAAAGUGGGGGAUGCUUCGGUGGUGAAGAUUGUAGAGCUUGCAGAUUGAGAGAGCUUAGCUCAUGAAGCUCUCUCACACUACCAAAUUUUAUAUCUGGUUUUUGUAACUUUUUUUUCCCCCUCUAGCGUUUCAUUGGCUGUAUCAACAGCUUUUUUGUGGUCACUGUAAGCUUAUUUUUUAUGCUCUGUUUGCGAGCUUAAUAAUGCUCAUGAAACUAGAACUUUAAUACAAGCUUUUGGGUUAGAAGUUUGAAUUAUAGUG
Messenger RNA from Phalaenopsis equestris, 2024 nucleotides. Its product is annotated as pyruvate kinase 1, cytosolic. Bases 228 to 1811 code for a protein of 527 amino acids. The transcript is spliced from 16 exons. Gene Ontology annotation, biological process: glycolytic process. NCBI's taxonomy places the organism in Eukaryota, Viridiplantae, Streptophyta, Magnoliopsida, Asparagales, Orchidaceae. The record is from RefSeq and is a predicted model, not a curated record. Gene Ontology annotation, molecular function: potassium ion binding; magnesium ion binding; pyruvate kinase activity. Gene Ontology annotation, cellular component: cytoplasm.